AGGCGAAGCAUUGUUUAUUUAUUUAAGUCUUUGUAAAACGUUUGCAUUUUCUAUGACUUUAUAGUUAUUGUUCAAGUAUUAAUCUUCCAAUCUUUCAAUAACACAUAAUUCUCAAAAUGUAAUUUCAAAUUUCCCGUCAACUUUUAACAUUUUUUAUCUCAAAAACAUGACCAGCUACAGGAUGACUGACUGUCAUAAAACUCAACCACCGGGCUUACCAUGUUUUCUGGGGGAUACCCUGCAAGCACAAUGCAUGCUAAUAUUUAUUUAUCACAUACCAGAAAAAACAGCUACCUUCUGUUUAUUCAUAGUCAUUGUUGUAUUUUCUGUCUUUGUUUUAGGUUCAAUGUCAAGAAGAGGUAUGUGUAGCAUCUCUUAAACAUUGAGCUAUACAGCGAGAUCUAAGAAAAUAUGUGUUUGUCCUGAAUAUUAUUUUUUUAUAUGCUCUGCUUUUUUUCAUUUCAUGAUAAGAGAGAACACAUAUCUCGGAGGAAGUGAAGGUCUUCCUCCAGAAAGCCUAUAAAGAAGGGAUGACCAGGGUGGGAUCUCCACUGGUUGGAGCAGCAUCCCAGGCCACUGGCUUGCCACCGUUUGUCAUUGAUAACUGGAUUGGAAACUAUAGAAGAAAAAAGCCAUCUUCUUCUCAACCUAAAAACAAGAAGUUAUACACCAAGGACCUGUCUGGUUACAACCUGUUCUGCAGGGAUCAGUUAAAGAACAAGGACCCCGGGAGGAAAAUUAGGACACCAACUGUGGAAGACAUUUUGAAUGCAAUCUGUGCAAAUGAUGAGCGGAGCGUAACAGAGCCUAUGGGUUUGACGGAAGUGCUGCCAAGAGAACCGACUACAGAUGAUACUACGGAUGUUUGCAACAUCUGCCACUGUCUGUUCAGUGAUGAAAAAAAAAAUGCCAAGAAGAAGUGGCGUGAGUGGCGACGUUGCAACACAUGUGAGCAGUGGUCACACCUGGCAUGUGGAUUCAAGAAAAACUUGUCGUCAUUGUCAGACUCCCAGAAGUUGAGCCUUGUUAUGUCUUUCAGAGCGAAGGUGAAACAUUAACAUGUUUAACGUUGAAAAAUUGUCUGCACUGGGACUGCAAAAAAGACACUUCUAAUUUGGUCACAGUUGUGACAUCUGACAGCUGUCAAUGUUAGCAUUUCCUGUAGUUUUUUCUUAAACAAUUGAUAAAUGUACAAUGCAUCAAUAAAAGCUUUUGUAUUGAAAAGAUA
This is a messenger RNA of Xiphophorus couchianus (Monterrey platyfish), 1228 nucleotides long. RefSeq lists its product as uncharacterized. Bases 531 to 1058 code for a protein of 175 amino acids. The transcript is spliced from 5 exons. The record is from RefSeq and is a predicted model, not a curated record. NCBI's taxonomy places the organism in Eukaryota, Metazoa, Chordata, Actinopteri, Cyprinodontiformes, Poeciliidae.